Messenger RNA from Cloeon dipterum, 1922 nucleotides. RefSeq names its product methionyl aminopeptidase und (gene und). The coding region runs from base 157 to 1578 and encodes 473 amino acids. The transcript has 9 exons. Gene Ontology annotation, cellular component: cytoplasm. Lineage: Eukaryota; Metazoa; Arthropoda; Insecta; Ephemeroptera; Baetidae. Gene Ontology annotation, molecular function: metalloaminopeptidase activity. The record is from RefSeq and is a predicted model, not a curated record. Gene Ontology annotation, biological process: proteolysis.
GUUGGUAUAAUUGAGAGAGGCGUGAGAGCACAAUCCUGUGAUCGAAAUUGGCCACCCCGCUAGACACCAGCCCGCUGCUCAGCUCUUAACGCUGUCUUGCCCUUGUUUUGAUUGUCUCGUGGAUCCCGUGCUUGACACCUGGCCUUGUGAUCAAACAUGUCAGUCGCAGUAACUGAAGCCAAAGCUCCUGAACAGGUGCAUGAGCCAACAGGAGAACGGGACGAAGCUGUGACCGCAGUUCCUGCUGAAUCAGCCAGCAAGAAAAAGAAGAAGAAGAAAAACAAAGGCAACGCCGCAAAUGCCAAUGGUGAAGUAAACCCUCGUGCAGACAAGGACGAACCACCUGCUGAAGGUGAAAAAGAUGAAGAUGACAAGGGAGAAGAGGGCGAAGCUGAAGGAGGCGAGGAUGGCAAGAAGAAAAGGAGGAAACGAGGCAAGAACAAGGGCAAAGCUGCCACCAACGGUCAGACUGACCCUCCAUCCAUUCCGAUUGUGGAUCUUUUCCCCGAUGGAAAAUAUCCCAUUGGUCAGGAAAUGGAGUAUCCGCUGGUUGAAGACAGCAGGGUUGCUUUCAAUAGACUGACUUUGGAAGAGAAAAGGGAGGCGAGCACCAGGGAGGAAGUGCACGAACAAAUUUAUCAGGAAGCUCGCAUUGCUGCUGAAGCUCACCGUCAGACUCGACAGCACAUCCAGCGCUGGAUCAAGCCCGGCAUGACCAUGAUCCAGAUCUGCGAGGAGCUGGAAAACACAGCUCGUAAGCUAAUUGUCGAGAAUGGCUUGAAGUCUGGUCUUGCUUUUCCCACUGGUUGCUCGCUCAACCACUGCGCUGCUCAUUACACUCCAAAUGCAGGAGACACCACUGUCUUGCAGUAUGAUGACGUGUGCAAGAUUGACUUUGGAACUCACAUUAAUGGUCGCAUCAUCGAUUGUGCUUUCACGCACACUUUCAACCCUAAGUACGAUAAGCUCAUUGAGGCUGUGAGGGAUGCCACAAACACCGGAAUCAAGGAAGCUGGCAUCGAUGUUCAGUUGUGCCAUAUUGGAGCUGCGAUCCAAGAGGUCAUGGAGUCUUAUGAGGUUGAGUUAGACGGAAAAACGUACCAAGUGAAGUCAAUAAGGAACCUCAAUGGACACUCCAUAGCUCCAUAUCGCAUUCAUGCUGGGAAAACAGUGCCCAUCGUCAAGGGAGGCGAAGCUGUCCGCAUGGAAGAAAAUGAAUUCUACGCAAUCGAGACUUUCGGUUCUACUGGCCGCGGAGCAGUUCACGAUGACAUGGACACUUCUCAUUACAUGAUGCGCUUUGACCAAGGAUUCAUUCCAUUGCGACUGGCUUCAUCCAAAUCUCUGCUGCAAGUGAUCAAGAAGAACUUCAGCACCUUGGCUUUCUGUAAGAGAUGGCUGGACCGCCUUGGUCAGAGCAAGUAUCAGAUGGCCCUGAAGGACUUGUGUGACAAGGAGAUUGUGGACCCGUACCCGCCGCUAUGCGACGUCAAGGGUUCGUACACUGCCCAAUUCGAGCACACCAUUGUGCUGCGUCCGACCUGCAAAGAAGUCAUCAGCAGAGGCACCGACUACUAGGACUGAUUUGCAAGUUGAUUAUUGAUGCGAAUUUUGUAAACGCAAUUCAAGUACUCUCUCAUCAAAUUUGAUAGCAGCGUUGAUUAUCACGUUUCAUCCGUUGGCAGGUUGUGGCGCCUAUAGAGUAUUAAAAUGGUUUUUGUUAGAUGCAAUUUAUCAUUUGUGUGAAUUUUUACUGGCCCCUCUGUUACAAUCUGUCUUACCUGGCCUGCCAUUGCUACUGUUGCACUUUAACAGCUGUUAAUUUUUUUUAAUUUGGACAAUUUUAGCAGGCAUGUUUCUAUUUUUUUUCACUCCCACUAGGAAGCCAAUAAAAUCUUCGUUGUUAAGAUUCAAUCCAACCA